AUGAUUUUAUGGGACUGUUUGAAAGUCGAAAAGGCAUCAAAAAUUUUGAUGGUACUUUUCACGGUACGUCAAGGUUCGUUGCUUACAAGUUGCAAUGUCCAGCUAGAAAGAAUCUUAUACAACCACACAAAGGGUCCAAAUACGGAUGAAACUAUAUAUGUGGAGCUGAAGUCUGAAGAUAUAUUUCAGAUUGUAUCCUUUAUCGAAACAGCCGAUGCAAGGUAA
Messenger RNA from Hansenula anomala, 225 nucleotides. RefSeq lists its product as uncharacterized. Lineage: Eukaryota; Fungi; Ascomycota; Saccharomycetes; Phaffomycetales; Wickerhamomycetaceae. The coding region runs from base 1 to 225 and encodes 74 amino acids. The transcript has a single exon. The record is from RefSeq and is a predicted model, not a curated record.